Messenger RNA from Fusarium subglutinans, 432 nucleotides. RefSeq names its product myroilysin precursor. Lineage: Eukaryota; Fungi; Ascomycota; Sordariomycetes; Hypocreales; Nectriaceae. Bases 1 to 432 code for a protein of 143 amino acids. The transcript has 2 exons. The record is from RefSeq and is a predicted model, not a curated record.
AUGAAGAUCGGCGCCUUUCUCACCUCUGCGCUUGUUGGCGCCGUCACAGCCGCUGAUACACUCUACCUCGUAAACUCCUGGAAAGGCAGCGAGAUUUCCAGCGGAAUGGCAUACUAUGCCGACGGACACGACGCAACCGGCGGAACCGGAGGCUCUCGUCCCGAUGAUUACGUCGAUGUCACCCCCGGAAGCCACAUUAUCUGGGAAGGUCAAGCCGUAAAGGGCACUUUUGGCACCGGCGUGUCCUUCACAUCAAAUAUCUUUGCGGAUGCGGCCACCAAGCAUGACAAUGCAUGGGCUGGCACGGGUACCAAUGGGUACCAUACGUAUAACUGCUGGAAGCGUACUGGAGCUGUUGGAAAGCCGGUGGUUUUGUACAUUGUUGAUGGCUGGACUGUUGAGACUGUCUACUAUUGCCGACCCUUUAAUUAG